AUGUCUUCCACUCAGGGUAUGCGAUAUCUUAUCUGGACCGCUUGCUACAUUGUGAUGUCGAACGCGUCUCGGGUGCACCCGGACUUGGACAGCAGUGGCAAGCGCCCCGACUCCCUGGAGACCGGGUCGUCGGCCCAGACCGCGGACCUGCCAGGCCCAGCGGCGCUGCUCGGGCUGCGCGUGCGGGGCGGGCUCGGGUUGCGCAGGCUGCUCGGGCUGCGCACCAGCCAGGGCUCCGAGGUGUGGGCAUCCGUGGUGGUCCUGUUGGUAUUCUGCUUCUGCUGCUGCUGCUGCGCGGCCACGCAGAGGUUCGAGGAGGACAGGGCGGGCCGCCUGCGCACUGGGGCUCUGGGCUCCAGCACGGCCCGCGGCACCAAGGACUCCGGGCAGAGCGUCGGCAGCUCUGCGGUGCACCCCGAGCGCGCCCCACUCACGCCGUCGAUGAGCUCCGGCGAGCGCGCAGGCGGCACGGCGCUGUUCGGCCGAUGCUCUUCGAGCACACCGAGUUCUAUGCUGAGUGGCGUCGGCAUCACUGGGUUGCCCUUGGCGGAGAGGUCGCAGGGCUCAAGUUCCGAGCAGCCGCGCCAGCAGGGCGCGUUGGCUCGGUGCAAGACCGCUACCAGCAAGAUCGCGGACAUCUCCAUGAGCAUUACGGGCAAGGAUGGCAGUUUCGACUGGGCCGCAAAGCAGAAGGAUGACAUUCAGCCUGCAGUUUCUGGCGAGGAGGCGCAGGGGAAACUGCACUCCAACUUUCUUGUGAUCGAGAAGAUGGUUGCCGCGUGGGAGGUCCAGGAGCGCGCGGCCGAGUCCAAGGAUGACUUGGUUUCCUUGCGCAGCUCGAGCGUAUCCAGCUUGCUGGUGCCACCUAGCAGACACCUUUCCGCCACGUAUGCCUAG
This is a messenger RNA of Prorocentrum cordatum, 897 nucleotides long. NCBI's taxonomy places the organism in Eukaryota, Dinophyceae, Prorocentrales, Prorocentraceae. The record is from the annotation of a GenBank genome assembly.